AUGGCGAACUGGCUCAAGCUCUCCGUAUUCGCUACCCUCGGUGCACUAUUCACUACUACCGAGGGGCGACCUUUCCUCUCCAGUGCGAGUACCGGAAACUCCUUAGCUAGUCGCGCGCCGUCCAGCAACAAGACCGUCAUCGUCCAAAUGUUUGAGUGGACAUGGGACAGUGUUGCUUCCGAGUGCACCAACUUCAUCGGUCCUGCCGGCUACGGUUUCGUGCAAGUGAGCCCGCCGCAGGAGCACGUCACGGGCGACCAGUGGUGGACAGACUACCAGCCUGUCUCUUACAUCCUGACGUCCAAACGCGGCAACCGAGACCAGUUCGCCAGCAUGAUUUCGACCUGUCAUGCCGCGGGCGUUGGUGUGAUCGUCGACACCCUCUGGAACCAUAUGACCGGCAGCGACAGCGGCACCGGCGUCGCCGGCUCUUCGUACACCCACUACAACUACCCGGGGAUCUACCAAAACCAGGACUUCCACCACUGCGGGCUUGAACCCGGCGACGACAUCGUCAACUACGACAACCGCCUCGAGGUGCAGACGUGCGAGCUUGAUAACCUCGCCGAUCUCGCGACGAACACCACGUAUGUGCAAGGCCGACUCGCGGAAUACGGCAACGAUCUGCUAUCGCUGGGCGCGGAUGGUUUUCGCCUCGACGCGGCCAAACACAUCGCUGCUACGGAUCUCGCACAAAUCCUGUCGCAAUUAAACAGCAAGCCGUACAUCACGCAGGAGGUCAUCUUCGGAGAGGGCGAGCCCAUCACGCCCAACGAGUAUGUCGGAAACGGGGAUGUCCAAGAGUUCCGUUACACCACGGCGCUGAAGAAUGCAUUCUUGGGCGGAGGCAUCUCUAGCCUGGAGAGCUUUGACAAUCUAGGCUGGGUGGAUGGCUCCGUGGCGAAUGUCUUCGUGACCAACCACGAUACGGAGCGGAAUGGCAACUCCCUCAACAACAACUCGCCGUCCAAUACCUACGUCACUGCAACGAUCUUCUCCCUCGCACACCCGUACGGCACGCCGACCAUCCUGUCGAGCUACGACGGUUUCACGAACACCGACGCCGGUGCACCUAAUGGCGGCACGGGGACAUGCUCUGGGACUGGUGGCGAGAACGGCUGGCUCUGCCAGCACCGCUGGGUCGCCUUCACGGGCAUGGUCGGCUUCAGGAACAACGUCGGCGACGCGGAGGUGACGAACUGGGUGUCGCCGCAGUCGGAGCAGAUUGCGUUCGGACGUGGCGCCCUCGGCUUCGUCGCGAUCAACAACGCCGACUCGGACUGGUCGGCGACGUUCUCGACAUCUCUUCCGAGUGGUUCCUACUGCGACGUCAUCAGCGGCUCGUCUUCAGGCAGUACCUGCACAGGUAGCUCCUUCACCGUCUCAGGUGGCUCGUUCACCGCCACCGUCCCCGCCCGCAGCGCAAUCGCCAUCCACACAGGACAGAAGGGUACCGGCUCCAGCUCUGGCAGCGGCGGUUCCGGUAACGUCGUCGUGAACUUCGCCGAGAACGCCACUACGACGUUCGGUGAAAACAUCUUUGUUGUCGGCAGCAUCUCGCAGCUCGGGAAUUGGGAUCCGGCCAGCGCGAUCGCGUUGUCGUCGGCUUCGUACCCCGUGUGGACGGCUUCCGUGAGCAUCCCGGCAGGAACCUCCUUUGAAUUCAAGUUCAUCAGGAAAGAGACUGACGGAAGCACACUCACCACGUCGUGGAGAUGA
Messenger RNA from Dichomitus squalens LYAD-421 SS1, 1719 nucleotides. Its product is annotated as glycoside hydrolase. Gene Ontology annotation, biological process: carbohydrate metabolic process. The transcript is spliced from 14 exons. Lineage: Eukaryota; Fungi; Basidiomycota; Agaricomycetes; Polyporales; Polyporaceae. Bases 1 to 1719 code for a protein of 572 amino acids. Gene Ontology annotation, molecular function: starch binding; alpha-amylase activity; cation binding. The record is from RefSeq and is a predicted model, not a curated record.